This is a messenger RNA of Chaetomium strumarium, 1077 nucleotides long. RefSeq names its product NADH-ubiquinone oxidoreductase 30.4 kDa subunit-like protein. NCBI's taxonomy places the organism in Eukaryota, Fungi, Ascomycota, Sordariomycetes, Sordariales, Chaetomiaceae. Bases 147 to 1019 code for a protein of 290 amino acids. The transcript is spliced from 2 exons. Gene Ontology annotation, molecular function: NADH dehydrogenase (ubiquinone) activity. The record is from RefSeq and is a predicted model, not a curated record.
GAGUGAGACAUCACGUGACUCGAUUUUGGCCAACCGAGCUCCAGGGUCGACGUCAACCAGAAACCCGAUCGUCCGCAGCAGCGUCGUGGAUCGAGGCCACCGGCUGAUUCUCGAUCAAUUGGCUCCCAGUUUGCCUAACCUCGAUCAUGGCCACCAAACUCUGCAGAAGCCGGGCCCUGGCGUCCGUUCUACGGCCGGCAAAGCCAUCGAUCGCAACUCGCUCCGACGUUGUGGUGCGGUGUUUCGCGACAACUGCUGCCCGCGCAGACGUCGCAGUUCCCAAGGACGCACCAAACCCACGCGCUGCGCCGCGCGAUCAUGUUGGCACUCUCAAGGCGCCCCUCGUCAAUCCAGCCGACAAAUUCCAGUCCAAGGCCGACGACCUGCACAAGUACGGCUCUUGGCUGAUGGGCUGUCUCCCCAAAUUCAUUCAGCAGUUCUCGGUCUGGAAGGACGAGUUGACUAUCUACAUCUGCCCCUCCGGCGUCAUUCCAGUCUUUUCCUUCUUGAAGUACAACACCGCUGCCGAAUUCACUGCGAUCAGCGACAUCACUGCCGUCGACUUCCCGACCCGUGACCAACGAUUUGAGGUUGUUUACAACCUGCUUAGUGUCCGCCAUAAUGCGCGGAUCCGGGUCAAGACGUACGCCGACGAGGUAACGCCGGUUCCCAGCAUUACCAGCAUCUACGAAGGCGCCAACUGGUACGAGCGCGAGGUGUACGACUUGUUUGGCGUGUUCUUCGUUGGCCACCCGGAUCUGCGCCGCAUCAUGACAGACUAUGGCUUCGAGGGCCACCCGCUGCGCAAGGACUUCCCGGUUACCGGCUACACCGAGAUUCGGUACGACGAAGAGAAGAAGCGUAUCGUGACCGAGCCCCUCGAGCUCACACAGGCGUUCCGCAACUUCGAGGGAGGUUCCAGUGCCUGGGAGCAGAUUGGGCCUGGCGUGGACCGGACUCCCGACACAUUCAAGCUACCAACGCCGAAACCGGAAGAGAAGACUGAGGAGAAGAAAUAGAGCAGCCUCGGUGACAUUGUACAUAUUGUGCCAACAAAAAGAUACAACAACCAACCCC